UGCAGUACCAACUGUGGAUGAGUACUGCUUUGACUUUGUUGGAAGAAACCUUAAAGAACUUGAUACCAGUGCUUUAUUUUUCUCUGCAACAAUACUGAAUGCACGCUCUGGGAGAUACUUUACUAAAAAUUAUUGCAACUUCUACUGGGUUUCCAUGAGAGGAUUUUGCCUGACAACGAGGGCGGAGAGCCAGAGGCUACUGAGUAUUACCAGCAAGCGUUCAAAUACUUGUAAGAAAAAAAAUGAAAGGUGUAAGAUGCUGCUUGACCCACUGAGUUCUGAGGAGUGGAGAGGAAGAUAAAACAAAUUUUGGCAAAAUGAGGCAAAUACAAAAAAUAGUUCAUGACAUUAAAAAGAAUGAUGGUGGGAUUAUCAGCAAGUUUAAAAAGUUCCAAAAUGAGCAAGUGGCCCUGAUGCGUAAAACCGGGAGAAAUACUUGGGAUCGAAUCACAAAACAAGCACCGCCUACUGUUCCUCAAAGAGAUUAUUCAGGAGGAGCUGAAGGUCCAGGUGGUGAACGGUGGUCUGACAAUGAAUUUGAUGCCAGUGAUUAUGAAAACCCCGAUGGGCGUUCUGAUGAAUCAGACACUUACGAAGAUCCACGUGAUGAUGGUGAAGGUGAUGAAAAUUAUGAGCCACCUCCAAGUGAGAAAAGCAAGAAAAUAAUUCCCAACUUUUUCCCAAUUUCUAAGGGUGAAUAUGCAGACAAUCGACCAGGAAGCCGGCCAGCAGUCCCUCCCUCUAAGCCAUCACCUGUUCCGACCAAGCGAAAGACGCCUCCACAGCCACAUGCAGCUAGGAAAAUGGGACAAAAGGAAGAUGAUGAGGGUGAUUAUAUUGUCCCCGUGAAGGAUAAUGAAGCUGAUGAUGCAUACAUUGACCCCACAGAGGAAAGUGUUCCCCGACCAGUGUUGAAACCUCCCGUGGUGAACAGAGCAGCCAAGCCAUCCAAUAAACCGACAGGUUUAUCCUCCAGUCCCAAAGCAGGAUAUCUUCACGAUUCAGAUCAGGCCACUUCUGAGGCACAAUUACGCACAGAAAGCCCACAGUUUCAAGAUGUGUAUGAAGUUCCAGAUGAAACGGAACCUUCACCACCAAUGUUCAGACCCAAGCCACAACUUCCUAAACCCGGAUCUACAGGAACUGGAAGUCCGGUAUUACCUCCUCGCUCUUUCCCCAAAUUGGCCAGUACACCGGAAGUACUCAGAAAAGAAUCACCACUGAACAGAAAACUACCUACUUUGAAGUCUGAUGACAAUGAAGAUGAGUAUGAAGUUUGUGACCCUGAAAUAAGUGAUUCCACUGGUAGUACAGAGGAUUCCUGGACAGCUAGAGUACCAGAAGUUCCAAUACCGCCACAAAGGGAACUGAAACCAACCAACAAGCCACUCCCAAAGCCGAGGAUGAUAGAACCAAGGGAGCAUUCACAAACUGAAGGUGAAAAGCCCAGGAUUCCUGAAAAACCUCGACUCUCAAAUCCAGCAGCUGAAACUCCUGCCUUGCCAGUACCACGCUGUGGUCUCAAACCACCGGUUUUGAGAUUACCAACUACAAACCAUCCAAAUAUUCCAGAAACUCCUACCAGACAUAAUGAACUUCUGACACGACAUACUCCCAAUCCCAGUUCUCAUUCAAGUUUGGAGCAGGAUCCUAGUGUGGUUGGAAAAGUAUGGUUUACAAAUCAGUACGACCGAAAAACUGCAGAAGAGACAUUACAGAAAUUCAAUAAGGAUGGAGCAUACCUCAUAAGAAAAAGUUCUGGGCAGGACACACGGCAGCCAUAUACAUUAGUUGUAUUAUACAAAAGAAGGGUCUACAAUAUUCCUGUGCGUUAUAUUGAAGUAACAAAAGAAUAUGCAUUAGGCAAAGAGAAGAUUGGUGAAGAGCGGUUCUCCAGUGUUGCUGACAUAAUUGAAAACCAUCAAAAGAAUCCCUUGGUCCUCAUUGACAGCCAAAAUAACACCAAAGAUUCUACCAAAUUGAAGUAUCCAGUCCAGGACUCAUGAACUGUGUUUACUGAAUAGUAUUUAUAUAGUUUUCAUUUGAUAUCAUUUUCAACCACACAAAUCAUUUGAAUUAAAAUAAGCUGUCUAAAUUCCCAUAAGAGAUGAAUUUUAAAUGGGCACUGUUCAUUAGUCAUAAUUCAUGAGCAGUUGGUUUAUGCACAGAACCAUUUUAUCAUUUAACUCAUUUAUGCUCCAAAUGAAUAGUUUUUCAACUCAAACAUAUUAUUGAAGCUACUGUACAGUACCACAGAUCUACUGUCCAGAUGACAGAAGAAACCAUCUUUUUCAACUCAAAGAUGUUUUUUUAAAAACCGUUGUGCAACAGUAAUCACUUUUUUAAAUUAAUCUGUUUGUUGCUAAAAAUUUAAUUAGUAGAUACUUUCCACAAUCCAAUUCCUAACAAUAUAGGUAUUUUAUGAUGUUAAACAUUCUAACAAUUCAAAUAUUCUUAAUUAUUGUUAAUACAGGAUGAAAAACUGAAGGAAAGUCAGUUUUAUGAUUUAGCACAGUAAAACUGGCAUUUCAUCUGUGCUUCAGAAGCUGCCUGGCCUGAUAAGAUGAAAUUUAUCUGCUGGUUGUAAAUGUUGCACAUGGAAGGAAUUUGAAUAGACAAAUUUCAGUUCUUGAUCAUAGGCCGACAGCAUAAAACAUAUCUGGCAGAAGUUAAUGUUGUCACCUGGAAACAGCAGCUGGUGUUUUGAAUAAAAAAAACAUGAAGCCAUUAUCAUGGGCUAUGCUGCUAAGCUUCAUUUUUGAAGAGAUUUAAAGAGCUCCCCACAUAAUGUCGUCAAGGAUGGUCCCAUGGGUCAUCGUUCGUGCCUGAGACAAGGUUAAAGUUGUGCAAUUUUAGGGAGCUGGAUAGAAGUGGUCUUGACAAUGGAGCUUGGGAAACUGGAACGCUGACAAUAAUGAUGCUCUGGUGUUCCAAUUGUUGAUUUCCAAGCAAGUUAUUUCUAAUCCCACACACCAAAAGUACAAUCCUGAGGUUAAGAUCAAAAAGCCAAUCACUAUAGUAUUAAAACACCACUGCUAGAAUCUGUACACUCUUUGGCUACUUGAUCCUUACUCUGCUAUUAGAAUGGGACAAGAGUUCUUUGCUCCCUCCAUUGUGGAAUAGCCUACAUCAUUAUCCAAGUCUUGCUGUAGAAUAUUCAGGCUUGGGUUGAAAAGUAGCAGGUGACAUUAAGAUUGUGGCAAGGUCAAAAUUGGGCAAUAUUGUGGAAGUGGAUGCAGUGGUCUUAAUGAUGGGACUCGCGUGUGGUCAGAAGCAAAUAAAGGUCAAAUACAGCCCUGCAUUUGCAAACAUUCUGGUUUGCCCUCAGUGAUCUGUUGUUCCUGUCAUAGUGCAUAAAGAGGAAUUGUAAUUCCUACUUAACAGUAGUGUGCAAGCACCAUCACCACAGGUUUAAGCUAGGGGCACACUGCCUACUUCUCAGACAGUAUGGCCCUGCCAAUAGCAUUCAUGUAUUGAGAACAAAGGCUUGUAAAUGAUAUAAAUAUUAGAUACAACAAAGCAUCUCCACUAAUAAGGCCUAGCUUUGGGCUUGGGCUUCAAUUAUUUAUAAUCUAUAUUAAUGACUUGGAUGAAGGGACCAAGUCUACUGUUGCCAAAUUCACUGAUGAUACAGAGAGAAGUUGUGAGGAAAACAAGAUGUAAAAGGGAUUAUGGCUAGGUUAUGUGGGUGGGUAGAGUGUUGCCAGAUAGGGUGCAAAGUGGAAAAAUGUGGAAUUAUCCAUUUUAAGAGGAACAUUAAAAUAGAAAAUGUUGCAGUACAUGGGGAUCUGAGUCCUAGUAUAUGAAUCAGAAAGUUAGCAUGCAUUUACAACAAGUAAUUAAGGCGGCUAAUGAAACACUGACCUAUAAUGCAAGGGCUAUAGAGUGUAAAAGUACAAGUUUUCUGCAACUUUACAAUAUUCAGAGUCCAUAUAAGGGAAGCUGUAGAUAUAGUGCAUUUGGAUUUUCAGAAGACAUGUGACAAAGUGCCACAGAAUAGGCUCAUGUAAUAGAGCUCAUAGUAUGAGGGUAAAUGUGCUACCAUGAAUUGGACAGGUUAUCACAUGGAAGGCAGAGAGUCAGAAUAAACAGGUCUUUUUCAGGCUAGAAGGAUACAACUGGUGGACUGCCCCUAGGGUUAGUUCUUGGCCCUCAAUUAUUCACUAUACAUAUUAAUGACCUGGAGAAGGGGUGGAAGGGAAAGGGAUAGAGUGCAAUGUAUCCAUAUUUGAUGAUGACACAAAAAUAUACAUGAAGACAUGUUGCCAAGAGGAUAUUUGGACUGUGUACAGCUAAGGUUGUGUAAGGUUGUUAAACACCAAUGGUGUUUAGUGUGGGAAAGUGAGAGGUUGUGCACGUCAAUAAGAGGAACAUAGAUGAUUAUCUUAUGAAGAAAGAUUGCAGUUGAGCAAAGUUUGGGGGAUCUGUGUUCGUGUGCACAAAUCACACAAAGUUAGCUGGCCAGUGCAGCGAGUGGUUAUGAAGAUAAAUUGCAUAUUGUCCUUUUUGCAAGUGGGUUGGGGUUUAGAAAUAGGGAAGUAUUGUUACAGUAUACUGCUAUGCUACUAUAGGGUACUGCUAUGCCACAUAUGGAUUACUAUUUUGAUCCCCCUUAUUCAAGGAUAUACAAACACUGGAGUCAGUCCAAAAGAGAUUCACUGGGCUAAUUGCUGGGAUGAGAGGGUUGUCCUCCCACAAGUGGUUAAAGAAAUUAAAUUCUUUGCCAUCUAGAAGAAUGAGGGGUAAUCUUUUUAAAACAUAUAAGAUCCUUAGGGGUCAAGUCAGGAUAGAUGCCCCAAUGUUUACUCUAGUAGGAGAAUCUCAAGGGAAUAUGGUUACAAGAUUAAAGGGUGGUCACUUAAAACCUGUGUAUAGGUACUUCUUGUUGCAAUAGGGUGGUGAAUCUCGAAUUCUCUUCCCUAUAGGGUUGUGGAGGUUAUAUCAUGGGGGUUACUUAAAGACAAAACAUAAAUUUUUGAAAGAUUUCGGGGAAUUGGCACAAUAGGAGAUAAGGCCUGGGGCAGAUCAGCCAAGAUCAUAUUGAAUGGUGGGGCAGGCUUAGGAGUAGGCCACUUGGCCCCUUAUUUUUUUUUGAUGUACUUAUACUCACAGGAUACUGGUGAGCAUGCCUGGAGUACUGCAUGCAGUUUUGAUCUCCAUAUUUAAGGAAGAUUUGAUGCAGUGGAGAAACUGCAGAGCAAGGUUCACUAGGUUAAUUCCUGCCAAUGAAGGGUUUGACAUGGGAAGAAAGGUCAAGCAGGUUGGGCCUACAUUCACUGAAGUUCAGGAGGUGAUCAUAUCAAAACAUAAGAUUCUGCAGCAGGACUGACGGGAUGGAUGCUAAAAUGAUGCUUCCCCUACUGGGCUAUCUAGAACAAGAGAGAGAUUGUUUGGGCACCAUCUAUUCUCAAGCAAUAUUAGCUGGUUUGUCUGAUAAUAGUAAACAGAUUAAAAACUACCUUAGUUAUCAGUAAUGACUUAGUAUAAAGAAAAUAAACAAAUGUUCCAAUACUUCCAUAGUAUACUUCCAUACUACAUUCAGAAAUGAAAAUUUCUAUAACAAAAAUCAUUUAACAGAAAAUAAGACUUACCUGUUUGGUGAUUGGUUUGAUUUAGUACAUUCAAUUUUAAACAGGAGGCAAGGCUUAAACCAUGGUUCAAGAACAAACUCAAUAAUGCACAUCCUUAAAUUAGUUAGAAGAGCAGGCCACAAUGGUUGUGUGUUUUUUCCACCUCUAUUCUCUAUAACAGAUUGUUAAACCGAGUACAAGAAACAGAAUUUCUGCAAAAUAGCUGCAACUCUGGGAAUCGACUAUAAACACAAUUAAACAGCAUGGCUUAGAAAUUCAGACAUACAGCAAUGUUUUCUUUUUCUUCCCCCACAAAAGCAUCAGUCUUUUUUCAAGUAGAAUGUAAAAAGGCCACUUUCAGUUGAAUUCCACCACUACCACAACCUCCACCGCCUCGCCCCCAACCCCACCAAACAUCAGAAAUCGGACAAUGCACUUUCACCCUUACAUCCACAGUAAAACAUUCACAGGCAUUACAGGGGAUUUUCAAUCAAAUCUUGUACCAUGCAACAAAAGCAAGUCAGCAAUGGGCACUUAAGGAGCCCCUUCAGGAGUUUCACCUAUGUUUACAAGUAUAUUGCCAUUUAAGCAACUCAGUGGAUGAUAUUUGUUUAGAACCUCAGUAAAGCUUUCAGCACACUGCUACAGGGUCAGAAGGCAUACUUAUUAAGAUAAAAGUUCUGAAGAGGAAAUUUGUACGCAGAGCUGGAUCAACAUGGAUGAUUGCAAAGUCGGGCAGCACCUGGAGAGAGAGAAGUAGCGUUAGCAUUUCAGGUUGAUGACCGUUCAUCAAAACCCAGGCUGUCAGAAAUCAAGCUUGCUCCAGCAGAGAAGGGGUAGAGAAUGGAGAGAAGAAAGAGAAUGUCUGUGAUGGAGUGAAGAGAAAAGGAGACUUUGAUGCACAAUGUGGUAAUGAUCUGAAGGAGAUGCAAAUAGAAGAGAAACAAGGACAGAAAUAAAGCUGGAACUGCGAGAUGCAAACACUACAGUAGGGAAUUCUGGAAAUACUUAGCAGGUCAGGUGUAAAGAGAGAAAAACUGAGUUAACGUUAUAGGUGGAUGACCUUUCAUCAGCAUUGUCCAGUACUGAAACAAACUGAAGAGGCUAGUUUUCUGAAAAUGUUGAAUUUGGUGUAAAGUCCCAAGGCUGCAACAUGCCUCGUCGAAAGAUCAAAUGCUGUUCCUCAAGCUGGCAAAAGAUAAAAGAGGUCAGCAUAGGAAUAAUAUAGAGAAUUAAAGUGACAAGCAAUUGGAAGCUCAGCAUCAGCUGAACUCCACAAAGCAGUCUGCAAUUGGUCUUUCUAGGGUUGAAGAGCACCAAAUGCAGUACAAGAAACUGGAAGUAGUACAGUGAUUUGUUGCUUCACCAAGAGUAUUUGAUUCAUUGGAUGAUGGGAAAAGCUAAAAGGGGUGCUGGUUUUAGCUUUUAGAGCCAGAAAAAUAGAAGUCUCAACAAAUCACCCAAAUGAGGUUGUGGAAAUGAAACAAUGUGAAAUUCUGAUCACAAAAUUGAAAACAUCAGUUAGUAAAUAGGAUUUAAUAACUAGGUUAACUGGGUUAUGAAGAUGAAUUGCAAAUUAAAAUUUUGAUGAUGAAAAAGGGCUUAUGAUUUUAGCAUUUUCAAAUUCAUAAAAUUCAAUCUGCAGCAAUAUGCAGAUUUAAACAGGAUUUAGAUUUAACUGAUCAAUGUAAAGAAUAAUGAAUGUAUGUAAUGCAUUGCCAAAGUGACGGUCUUGCAGUUGACGGAAUCACCAAGCACUGCCAAUGCUAAAACUCUUAAACACACUUAAAUACACAAUACUGUUCUUGAAAAAAAUUUGGGAAUAGACCAAAAUAUUAUCUUGAUCAGUGCACAAUCGAACAACUUCCCAGUUUAAUUAAUAAAAGGUGAAAAAGUGAAAAAAAUAUUCUGAAGCACAAGAAAUAUCUUGGGAUAUCCUAGCUACAGGCACCAGUUAGACUAACUCCAAUAAUCUUUGCCUCUCUUACAAACCCGUUACUUGUUGAUAUGUAUUGAGAACAACCAUCUUAACAAUUGGUUGGAUGUGCUCAGGUCAGGCAUCAUCUGUGGAGAAACUUCAUUUCCUGCUGAUGCUGCCUAACCAGCUGAGUGUCUCCAGAUUGUAAUGUUACUUCAGAUUUACAGCAUCCAUACUAUUUUGGUUCUAGAUAUUUCAACCAUAAACAAUUGUGCCUAGAAGGUUUAAUUUCAGCAAGUUUUACAAUGGAGCAAUUUAAAACUAAAAUUUUGAAAAUCCUGAUGACUUAUGUUAUUUUAUGCUGUAACAAAAGGUGUAUACAUUUAUGGUGAGUUUUUACGACAGAAAAAAAUCAUUGUUUAAUUAAUUUUUAUUUCUGAAGAAAAUGUACAUGUAUUCAAAAAUAGUGUACAAUAUUUGUAAAGGCCAAUUCCAAAAGAAAUAACCCAAUACUGGGUGUGAACAGCUAAUGAAAUGUAAACGUGUUAAAAGUUUUGAAAUUGGUUAUUUGGAAUGCACUCAAAUUCAUUUCUAAUACACAGGCAAAACAGAAAGCAAUUCCAGCUCCAGCAAGCAAUGGUUUAUUUAGAAGUACAUAACAAAAACUAAGGAAAGCUUUGAA
This is a messenger RNA of Pristis pectinata (smalltooth sawfish), 8170 nucleotides long. RefSeq names its product B cell linker (gene blnk). The record is from RefSeq and is a predicted model, not a curated record. Bases 318 to 2006 code for a protein of 562 amino acids. Gene Ontology annotation, biological process: cell surface receptor protein tyrosine kinase signaling pathway; intracellular signal transduction. Lineage: Eukaryota; Metazoa; Chordata; Chondrichthyes; Rhinopristiformes; Pristidae. The transcript is spliced from 25 exons.